Messenger RNA from Vicugna pacos (alpaca), 3816 nucleotides. The record is from RefSeq and is a predicted model, not a curated record. Lineage: Eukaryota; Metazoa; Chordata; Mammalia; Artiodactyla; Camelidae.
GCCCCGCACCAGUUCCCCCGGCCCAUGGCCCUGGGCGCACCACUCCGAGUUCCGGCUUCCCGAGGGGGCUUGGGCAGGCGGCCAACGCCGGGCCGGCAGCCCUGCCUCGGCGCGCCCCCUAGGCUGCGCCCUCGAGUUGCUGAACCACGGCAACCACGCCCAGGGCGUCGCGGAUCCCCGCUCCCCGGAGCCCUCGCCCACCCCGGCCCAGGAAGACACCCCUUCGCAGGACGGUUCCCUUGUCCUUUGGGGAGGAUUCUCCAAGACGAUUCACCACAUGGGCCGGCUCAGAAACGCCAGGAUCCACGUGGAGAGGGCUGUGAAGCAGAAGAAGAUCUUUAUGAUCCAAGGCCGCUACCCUGUGAUCCGGUGCCUCUUGCGCCGCAGGGGCUGGGUGGAGAAGAAGAUGGUCCAUCACUUGGGUACCACCCUGCCGCCACAGCUGAAGGACCUGGAUAGCUCCGUCAUGGGUGACAGUGACACCACGGAGGAUGAGGAUGAAGAUGAGGAUGAAGCAUUCCAGCCACCACAGCUGCUCGACUUCGAUGAUUUAUUGGAAUUUGAUGACCUGCGUGGGACACAUGAUCUGAUGUCACGCAUGGUUCGGAACGAGAUCCCCUACUUCAUCUGGACCACUCGGCGGGACGUGCUGGACUGUCGCUUCCUCUCCAAGGAUCAAAUGAUAAACCACUAUGCCCGGGCAGGCUCUUUUACCACAAAGGUGGGUCUGUGUCUCAAUCUCCGGAAUCUGCCGUGGUUUGACGAGGCCGAUGUGGACUCCUUCUUCCCGCGCUGCUACCGCCUGGGGGCUGAGGAUGACAAAAAGGCCUUCAUAGAGGACUUCUGGCUGACAGCUGCCCGCAACGUUCUCAAGCUGGUGGUAAAUUCCCAAGGGAAGUCGUAUUCUAUCCAGGCGGACGAGGAAGAGGCCCCAGGAGACAAGCAGCCCAAGAAACAGGAGAAAAAGCCAGUGAUGGUGUCCCCAGAGUUUGUGGAUGAGGCUCUGUGUGCCUGCGAGGAGCACCUUAGCAACCUGGCCCACAUGGACAUCGACAAGGACCUGGAGGCUCCGCUGUGCCUCAGCCCUGAGGGCUGGUCCCUCUUCCUUCAGCGCUACUACCAAGUGGUCCACGAGGGGGCAGAACUCAGGCACCUCGACACUCAGGUCCAGCGCUGUGAGGACAUCCUGCAGCAGCUGCGGACCGUGGUGCCCCAGAUGGACAUGGAAGGAGAUCGCAACGUCUGGAUCGUGAAGCCGGGAGCCAAGUCCCGCGGACGAGGCAUCAUGUGCAUGGACCACCUGGAGGAGAUGCUGAAGCUGGUGGACGGCAACCCCAUGAUGAUGAAGGAUGGCAAGUGGGUGGUGCAGAAGUACAUUGAGCGGCCCCUGCUCAUCUUUGGCACCAAGUUUGAUCUGAGACAGUGGUUCCUGGUGACUGACUGGAACCCACUUACUGUGUGGUUCUACCGCGACAGCUACAUCCGCUUCUCCACACAGCCCUUCUCCCUGAAGAACCUGGACAGCUCUGUGCACCUGUGCAACAACUCCAUCCAGAAGCACCUGGAGAAUUCAUGCCAUCGGCACCCGCUGCUGCCUUCAGACAACAUGUGGUCAAGCCAGAAGUUCCAGGCCCACCUACAGGAGAUGGGGGCCCCGAACGCUUGGUCCACCGUCAUCGUGCCUGGCAUGAAGGCCGCGGUGAUCCAUGCCCUGCAGACCUCCCAGGACACCGUGCAGUGUCGGAAGGCCAGCUUCGAGCUCUAUGGCGCUGACUUUGUGUUUGGGGAGGACUUCCAGCCCUGGCUGAUCGAGAUCAACGCCAGCCCCACCAUGGCGCCCUCCACAGCUGUCACUGCCCAGCUGUGUGCUGGCGUGCAGGCCGACACCCUGCGCGUGGUCAUCGACCGGCGGCUGGACCGCAAUUGUGACACGGGAGGCUUCGAGCUCAUCUACAAGCAGCCUGCCGUGGAGGUGCCCCAGUAUGUGGGUAUCCGGCUUCUGGUAGAGGGCUCCACCAUCAAGAAGCCACUGGCAAUGUGUCACCGGCGGAUAGCGGUCCACCCCACCCUCCCUCACCUGCUGACCCAGCGAGGCUCUGGGGAAGGCAAGGACUCGGGGACCCUUCCGCACAGGUCAGCUUCUAGGAAAGUAGCUGGGGCCAGGAGCCUGGGGCACACUGAGAAGCCAGACUCCACUGCCACCACCUCGGCCCCUGGAAAGGGAAAGAAAGGCAAGGCGAAAAGUGCCACAGCCCUGGUCCGCCCCAAUCUCCAGAAGUGGGACCCCUAUGGCUUGAGGAUGGGCUGCAUUUUCACCUUGGCCUUUGCUGGUGGGGACAGGCAUCCCCACCCCUUGAACAGAUUGCCAUUGAGUCUGAAGAACCCCCAGGCCCUGGGUCAGACCACUCCCCCAAAACACCCCAGGGUCCCAAGGCAAUUUCUUCCUGCUCUCCAGGCCUCUCCUGACCGCCUGGAUUUGCCCCCACCCAUAGCCCCACCACACAGCCACCGGUACUAAGUAAAAGCCACCACUUCCAAAGUAUUUUUUAAAAAUCCACUGUCAAGUGAGUAUUGUCCCCUCCCAAGUAGUCACUGAGCAAGGCAGUUGUGCUGCCUUCCAGGACUCAGCCCCAGGCUGAUAUCUCUCCAGAGCCCAGAGCUUUUCCUGCUGCAGUGCUCUGUCUCUGCCUCCAUGCAAAGUCACCUCUGGGGGAGAGGAGCUCUGUUUGUACAGCACUUAGCGGUUCACACUGUGCCGCUACCUACCAGCUCCGUUAGUCCUCACAAGCUAGCGAGGUAGGUGCGAUUAUCCCCAGCCGAGGUAUCAGGAAGCUUAAGGAAGUUGCCCGAGGUUGCACAGCUCAGAAGGGGCAGAGCUGGGAUGCAGCCAGCACCAGGUCUGUUGAACUCCAAACCCUGUGUGCUUCCCACGGCUCUGGAGGAGGAACCGGGAGGGUUCCACGUGCCCGCACACGCCCCAGCCUUCAGCUCCCUCGGCCUCCCUGCUCUCCGUGCACACCUUAAGGGGCAGCUGGCCAGCCUUGGGUCCUCCCCAGGCCCUCAUGGCCCCUCUUGCUCCCACAGCCCCUAACCACUUUCCCAGCCUCCACACCAAGGCCCGGCUGCCUUCUCCCCGUGGGCUCCGACCCCAGGGGCGGGGCCUCGGACUGCAGCACAGCAAGCUGGUGGGCUCUAAGGCCCUGUCGACCACACGCAAGGCCUUGAUGACUCUACCUACUGCCAAGGUUUUGAUUUCCCUCCCACCCAACCCUGAGCUCAAGCUGGCCUCCAACGUCCUGAAACCAAGAAAGGUGGGCCUUGAAAUCUGACCCGCACCCUGGCGGGCAGUGCCGAGUACCGGGAUCAGGGCUGGAGGGCACAGGUAGAGGGCAGCUCCCAGACUGGCCUGAGCCCCAAGGGAAGGGCUUGCAUCCCUCAGAACCCUCUUCCUGGACAGAGUCCUGAUCAUCUCUCCCCCUUCUCCCCUCCUUUUCGCACCGAGGCUGUUGCUCCCCAGCGCCUUCAUGGUCCCCAACUUGGAAGUAACUUGUGGCCUCAACCCUGUGAAGUCGGAAAUCUUCCUAGCACCCAUAGGGAGAUCAAGGCCAAAGGCAAGUUCAAGGCCAGACUCUGUGACAAACCCAAGGCUGAGGCAUGCCUUGUGAAGACACUGAGCCUUCCGGGACCCCUGGCCUUUAUCAGUGCACACCAGGGGCUGGGGGGCCUGAGGGACGUGUGGUUACAGAAGCCCUUGCUUCGGUCCUCACUGCCCCUUUCCUGGAUGCAGCACCAAAUAAAAAAGAGCGAGUGACAUAU